AUUUUUGAUCAAGGGCUAUCAGCACUUUGCGUCGCUGUAGAAAGCACCUUGUGUUGGCCAGAGUGAAGAAGGGGGAAAAGCCAUGCCUCUGCCUUUGUUAUGAUGCGAAAUUGUAAGUUAGGUGGUUUCCUUGUGGGCUGCGCCAACAAUUACAAGCUUCACUCCUCCUCUUCAAACCGCCAUCGCACCACUUUUCUUGCUUUGCUUUUGUCUUUCCCAAAUUCUUCUUUUUUCGCCCGCCCUUUCUCCGGCUACGCUGCCGAGCAGUUUUCAGAUGACGACUACGAAUGCGAUUUCGAGACCCAUAAGGCAUCUUCCUCUGUGGCCAAUAUUGAUGAGUGGAAAUGGAAGCUCAGCUUGCUAUUGCGCAAUGAAACUGACCAAGAAAUUGUGUCCAGAGAUAGAAAGGAUAGGAGGGACUUUGAGCAGAUUUCCAACCUAGCCAAAAGGAUGGGCCUUCACAGUGAAAUGUAUGGAAAAGUGGUGGUUGCAAGUAAAGUUCCUCUUCCUAACUAUAGACCGGAUUUGGAUGAUAAGAGGCCUCAAAGAGAGGUGGUAAUCCCACUAAGCUUACAAAGAAGGGUAGAGGGUUUACUUCAGGAACACUGUGAUAGAACUCGGCUAACUUCUCCAGGAGCUGGUGAUGCUGCAGGCGAUGCUAAGUCUCUUGAUCAGGUUGAAGAUGUUACUCUAGAUGACAAUCCAGAUUCUUUUCUAGAUGGCUCUGUUAUGGAAAAGGUUUUCCAGAGGAGGAGUUUGCGGAUGCGUAAUAUGCAAAGAGCUUGGCAGGAAUCACCAGAAGGCAAGAACUUGAUGGACUUCCGGAAGUCUCUACCUGUAUUCAAGGAAAAGGAAAAACUGCUUCAAGCAAUAGCAAGGAACCAGGUCAUAGUAGUAUCUGGGGAGACUGGAUGCGGUAAAACAACUCAACUUCCUCAGUACAUAUUGGAGUCAGAAAUAGAAUCUGGUCGUGGUGCAUUCUGCAGUAUAAUUUGCACGCAGCCUCGAAGAAUAUCUGCUAUGGCUGUUGCAGAUAGGGUGUCUACAGAGAGAGGAGAGCCUCUUGGUGAAACUGUUGGUUACAAAGUUCGGCUAGAGGGUAUGAAAGGAAAAAACACCCAUCUGCUUUUUUGUACCAGUGGAAUUUUACUAAGACGGCUGCUAAGUGACAGAAACUUGAAUGGUAUAACCCAUGUUUUUGUUGAUGAAAUUCAUGAGCGGGGCAUGAAUGAAGACUUCCUAUUGAUUGUGCUCAAAGACCUUCUUCCACGUCGUCCAGACUUAAGAUUGAUUUUAAUGAGUGCCACUUUGAAUGCGGAACUAUUUUCCAACUAUUUUGGCGGAGCACCAAGGAUUCAUAUUCCAGGCUUUACAUAUCCAGUAAGAGCACAUUUCUUAGAAGAUGUACUGGAAAUGACUGGAUACAAGUUAACUUCUUUUAAUCAAAUUGAUGAUUAUGGCCAAGAGAAAAUGUGGAAAACACAGAGACAGCUUGCUCCUCGGAAAAGGAAAAAUCAGAUCACUGCUCUUGUUGAGGAUGCUCUUAAUAAAUCAAGUUUUGAGAAUUAUAGCUCUAGGGCACGUGAUUCCCUAGCAUGCUGGAUGCCUGAUUGCAUAGGAUUCAACCUUAUUGAGGCAGUUCUAUGCCAUAUAUGUCGAAAGGAACGUCCUGGUGGUGUCUUGGUAUUCAUGACUGGCUGGGAGGAUAUUAGUUGUUUGAGGGAUCAACUUAAAGCUCAUCCCCUCCUGGGAGAUCCAAAUAGGGUUUUGCUUUUAACAUGCCAUGGUUCUAUGGCGACAUCUGAACAGAAACUUAUAUUUGACAGACCACCUCCUAAUAUCCGUAAAAUAGUUCUUGCCACUAAUAUGGCAGAAGCAAGUAUUACAAUCAAUGACGUAGUUUUUGUGGUUGAUUGUGGAAAAGCAAAGGAGACUACUUAUGAUGCUUUGAACAAUACACCUUGUUUGCUGCCAUCAUGGAUAUCACAAGCAUCUGCACGGCAGAGAAAAGGCAGGGCUGGCCGUGUGCAGCCAGGUGAAUGUUAUCACCUCUACCCCAAAUGCGUUUAUGAAGCUUUUGCUGAAUAUCAACUUCCUGAACUUCUGAGGACUCCCUUGAACUCUCUUUGCUUGCAAAUAAAAAGCUUGCAGGUGGGAAGCAUUGCAGAAUUCUUGUCAGCUGCACUCCAGCCACCGGAACGAUUAGCUGUCCAAAAUGCCAUUGAUUUUCUGAAGAUGAUUGGUGCUCUGGAUGAGGAGGAGAAUCUAACUAAUCUUGGUAAGCUUGCUUUUUUUUUUUUUUUUUUUUUAUCAGGGAACUUUUUAUCAAUGCUUCCAGUAGAUCCCAAGCUAGGGAAAAUGCUAAUUAUGGGUUCUAUCUUUCGUUGCUUUGACCCCAUCUUGACAAUUGUAUCUGGCCUUAGUGUCAGGGAUCCUUUCCUUCUUCCACAAGAGAAAAAGGAUUUAGCUGGGACAGCGAAGUCUAGAUUUUCUGCAAAAGACUACAGUGAUCACAUGGCUCUUGUCCGUGCAUAUGAAGGUUGGAAAGAUGCAGAACGAGAAGGGUCAGCUUAUGAGUAUUGCUGGAGAAAUUUCCUAUCUGCACAAACUCUACAAGCCAUCCAUUCUCUCAGGAAGCAGUUUAGCUUCAUUUUAAGAGAUGCUGGGUUAGUCGAUGCAGAUGCAGGCAACAACAACAGAUUAAGUCACGACCAGUCCUUGGUUCGUGCGAUCAUAUGCUCUGGCCUCUAUCCUGGCAUAACAUCAGUAGUGCACAGAGAAACAUCCAUGUCUUUCAAGACUAUGGAUGAUGGCCAAGUUCUACUAUAUGCUAAUUCUGUAAAUGCACGUUAUCAGACAAUUCCUUACCCAUGGCUGGUCUUUGGUGAAAAAGUUAAGGUCAAUACUGUUUUUAUACGUGAUUCCACUGGCGUAUCUGAUUCGAUACUGAUCCUUUUUGGUGGUGCUCUCAGUUGUGGUGGGCAGGCUGGCCAUCUGAAAAUGUUGGAAGGGUAUAUCGAUUUCUUUAUGGAUCCUAGUUUGGCAGAGUGCUACUUGAACCUUAAGGAAGAAUUAGACAGGCUUGUUCAAAAGAAGCUACAAGAUCCUACCGUUGACAUUCAUAAGGAAGGAAAAUACCUCCUUCUUGCAGUUCAAGAGCUGGUGUCAGGAGAUCAAUGUGAAGGGAGAUUCGUCUUUGGACGUGAAAGCAGAAGGCCAAAGGAGUCGAGUGAAAGCAGAUUUACAAAGGAUGGAACAAAUCCAAAGAGCUUGCUACAAACUCUGUUGAUGAGAGCAGGGCACUCCCCUCCAAAAUACAAAACAAAGCACCUUAAGACGAAUGAGUUUAGGGCUCUAGUUGAAUUCAAAGGAAUGCAAUUUGUUGGGAAACCCAAGAAAAACAAGCAACUUGCCGAGAGAGAUGCUGCUAUUGAGGCGUUGGCCUGGUUGACUCACACCAGUGACAACCACCAAGACGAACAUGAUAACUCACCCCCAGAUGUUACUGACAACAUGUUGAAACUUCUAGGAAAGCGCCGUAGGUCGAAGCGCUGUUCUGGUUGAUGGUUCUGCUGUGCACCAUUUUCUUGACAGAUGCAUGGCAACCAAGAAAAUACAUAAUUUUUGAGGAAGAGAGAUACACGAUGCAUCCAUUUGCUGUAAAUCUCUAAGAAAACUUUAGUUUUUUUUCCAUUAAAGGGCAGCAAUAUAGAUUAUAGAGCAAGCAUUCUUGUAGAUUUCGCAAGUAUCGAGCUUAAUAAUAUAGUGGUGUUGUUAGACAAGGCGUCAGUGGUACAGGGCUAGUCCAGAUGCAUGCAAAAUUCCCAGAUGCCCGCUUUCUCUUGUCUGGUAUCAGAUAUUACAGUUCUCAAUGCACUAUCUGAAGGGAUUGCCAGCCUUCGUUUUUAUGUUGAUCUAGACAGCUGGUUGAGGGGGAAAUUUACAGUUGGUUCAUAGCUGAUUACAUAUUGAUAUUGCAUACACUUGAGUGGCAGGUUCUUUACAAAGGAAUACAAGAAAUAGUCUAUUCGCAGGUUUGAGCUUUGGUUUUAUGAAUUAUCCGCAGGUUAAUAAGAUUUAGAUUUUUUUUUCUUAUUAAUUUAUGCUUAAUUUGUUAAAUUGGAGGAUGUUUACAGCAAAUACUUGUGAAAUCUUCAGGGGAUGUAUGCAAGUGAGUGUUUGAUGACCUUUGUUUUGCA
Messenger RNA from Jatropha curcas, 4199 nucleotides. Lineage: Eukaryota; Viridiplantae; Streptophyta; Magnoliopsida; Malpighiales; Euphorbiaceae. The record is from RefSeq and is a predicted model, not a curated record.